AUGUCCAACGGCAUCCUUCGAGUAGAAGGCGAGCAAAUUGUCGAUGCCUCCGGUAAACCCGUCAUACUUCGGGGAGCUGGUCUGGGAGGAUGGAUGAAUAUGGAGAAUUUCAUAACUGGCUACCCCGGCCAAGAACAUCAACAUCGAGCUGCCAUGUUGAAAGUUCUUGGCCAGGAGAAAUACGAGUUCUUCUUUGACAAAUUUUUGGAGUAUUUCUUUAUGGAAGAUGAUGCCAAGUUUUUUGCUAGUCUGGGACUGAAUUGUCUGCGUUUACCAUUCAAUCAUCGACAUUUUGAAGAUGAUAUGAACCCGAGAGUUUUGAAGGAAAGUGGGUUCAAGCAUUUGGAUCGCGUGAUUGAACUUUGCGCCAAACACAAUAUCUACACAAUACUGGACAUGCACACCGUCCCUGGUGCCCAAAACCCAGACUGGCAUUCCGACAAUCCAUCAAACUACGCCUCAUUCUGGGACCACAAAGAUCACCAAGACAGGACCAUCUGGCUCUGGUCACAAAUCGCUACACGCUAUCGCGACAACCCCUGGAUAGCAGGCUACAAUCCCAUCAAUGAACCCUGUGAUCCACUGCACCACCGCCUCCCCGAAUUCUACACCCGUUUCGAAUCCAGCAUCCGCAAAAUCGACCCUUCCCACAUCCUCUGGCUCGACGGAAACACCUUCGCCAUGGAAUGGAAAUCCUUCACCACCAUCCUCCCUAACUGCGCCUACGCACUUCAUGACUAUUCAUCCAUGGGCUUCCCCACCGGAACCCCAUUCACCGGUUCUCCCUCCCAAAUCGAAAACCUCGAAUCUAGUUUCCUGCGCAAAAGCACAUUUAUGAAAACCCACCGCGUCCCAAUCUGGAACGGCGAAUUUGGCCCAGUAUUCGCCGACCCAACACACGACCAAAACGCCCAAGAAACAAACACCCAACGCUACAAUCUCCUCGGCGCCCAAUUAAACAUCUACGAUAAAUAUCAAAUCCCCUGGAGCAUCUGGCUGUACAAAGACCUCGGACUCCAAGGCAUGGUCACCACAUCUCCCACCUCCCCAUAUCAUACCAUCAUCACUCCCUUCCUCCACAAGAAACGCGUUCUCCAACUCGAUGCCUGGGGUUCCCCGGCUUCAGAGUCCCUCAAUGAAGCAUUAGAUCCGUUGGUAAAAUGGAUAGAAGAAAAUGCCCCCAAGGCAAAAGAACAGUAUCCGACUCCCUGGGGAGUUCAGAGACAACUGUUGAGAGGCGUGGUGCAGACGUAUGUGGCGAGCAGUUUCGCAGAUGAGUUUGCGGAGCUUUUUAGAGGGUUGGGGGAGGAAGAGCUGGAUGCCUUGGCGGGGAGUUGGAGGUUUGAAAAUUGUGUUAGGAGGGAGGGGUUGAAUAGGGUGUUGAGUGAUUUUGCGGAGGGGAGAAGAAAGAUUGAGGGGGAGUGA
Molecule: messenger RNA, 1425 nt
Organism: Sclerotinia borealis F-4128
Lineage: Eukaryota; Fungi; Ascomycota; Leotiomycetes; Helotiales; Sclerotiniaceae
Source: the annotation of a GenBank genome assembly